AUGAAUGGAAUCUGGUAUAACGAUUCUAACACAAAUCCUGAAAGACCCGUAACAACUAGUCUUUUUGGUUAUGUUAGCAACCUAUAUCAAAUCGCAUUAUUUGAUAAACAUGAUAAACUGACAAAUUAUUAUAUUACCGUUGAUGAAGAUGAUCGAAAUUUGAUCAAGAAACAUAAGUGGUAUCUCACGAAUGAGAUUGUAGUAAAUGAGAAUGGUGUUGCCUUAACAGAAUUUCUUAUCGGUGCCAGCAAUGUUAAACUGAAGGAAGGAAAAAGAUGUUUUUCACGAAAGAAUCUCGUGAUUUGUGAUGAUUCAACAAAUGAUGAUGGUAUUUGCAUAUUUACAAAAAUUCGAAAAAAAGACGAGAUAUUUGGAAUUGGAAUUUAUUGUCCUUCAUAUCCAGAUAAAAGUAUUUUCAAAAUUGUGAAUGAAAAUUGUUCUAUUCAAGAAUCACAAAUUUAUGCUUUAAUCAUGGCAAUUGAAAAUUUUAGUAUUUUUGAUAAACCAUUAAAUAUUUUUACUA
Molecule: messenger RNA, 523 nt
Organism: Dentiscutata heterogama
Lineage: Eukaryota; Fungi; Glomeromycota; Glomeromycetes; Diversisporales; Gigasporaceae
Source: the annotation of a GenBank genome assembly